AAAUGGUCACCGCUGUUUGAAAUGUCAAAAGUGUCACAAAAUAAAAGUAAAGAAAAAUUAAUUUGCUGAUUUUUGAUUUUCUACAAUUUUCAUUUGUGAAUUUGAUGUGAUUCUUCGUAGAAAAUAUGCAACAAAAUAUGGUUUUGUUGGCGUUGAAGUUAUAAGAUGUCUAAGACUGUUAAGAGGAAAAUAACUGUAGAGCUACCGAAGCCGCGAGAUUUAUCUAAAAAUCGACUUAGUGUAUUUCAACGUUUAGGAACUAAGAAACUGAAAUCUUUGGAAACUGCUAUCAACAUCAACACAAAACCGAAAGAAACAAAAAUCACUUCAACAAUAACAACAACAACAAACCUUGUGCAAGAGCCAAAACCGGACAAUGUUGAAUUGGAGGACGCUGAUCCAGAUUCAUUAGAAAAGAAACGUGCUGAAUUGCAAAAAGAAUUAGAAUUACAAUUAAAAAUGGAAUCGUCGCGUAAAGUCGCCACAAAAGAAAUCAUUCGAAAGCGGAAGAAAGUCCGGUCCAGCUCCAGCUCGAGCUCGAGCAGCUCGGAUAGCGGAUCGAGCAGUGAUUCAUCGUCUUCGACAUCAUCGAAAGAAUCAAAGCGAAAAAUUCGCAAAUCUAAAUUGCGAAAGCGAGGGUCGAGCAGCUCUUCGGCUGAUGAGCCUAGAAAGAAGUCGGCGAAAGUGAAACGAGUUUGCCACAAGAAGGUUGACGGUACAAAGUCCCAUAAGUCCAGUCAUGGUAAAAAGAUUGAAGGUAAGUUGAGGAAGCGGUCGCAAUCACCAUCGUUGAGAAAGCGUGUCGGAUCAUCGCCGCCGAAGUCCAUACAGAAAGUUCCAAUCAAAAACAAAAUUUCCGUUGAUCCGGCGAAGCAUCAUCGCAUGAAAGAAGCGGCCCGCGAUAGGGAACGAGAGCUACGAGAUCGAGAAAGGGAAAAAGACCGAGAACGGAUGCGAUCAAGGGAGAGGGUAAGAAGUCGCUCACCAAAAAUGCGACCGAAAUCGCGAACACCAAAGCGACUGUCAUCACGCGAUUUAAAACACAAAACACCUCCAAGACGGAUAGGUGGUUCUUCAGGCGGAAGUAUGCGUCGGGACCGUAGCAUCGAUCGCGUAGUUAAGAAAGAUUUCAAGCGACAUGACAGCAGGGAAAGAGAGCGUGAACGACGCGAAAAAGAAAGACUUUGUAGGGAAGAUGCUCGUGAAGCAGCCAGAGAAAAAGAAAGACAGGAAAUUUUGGCGAGGUGUCAAGAACGACAUGAAAGGGAGCGCCGAGAAAAAUUACGCCGAGAAAGAGAUGACGACCGAAUCAAACCAGAACGUUUACUACCACGACCUGCAGAACGAGCUAUGGCAAUCGCCGCUGCGAGGGAUCGCAGUCGUGAUAAAUCAAUUGAUCGCGAUCGACUUCGAUCUGUUUCGCACAGUCGCAGCGGUAGAGAAAGAAUGGAACGAGAGAAGGAACCGAUGCCGUACGAUCGUGUGUAUGAACGCGACGAUCCGAGAUAUGAAACUCACGAUCGGCGUAUUGAAAAAGACGAUCGAGGAAGUCUACGAGAUGAGCGUGACUACAUCCGAAGACAUGACGAUGGGCGGGCUGAAUCACUGAAUAGUCCAUACUUGUCGCGAGAAAAACGUAUUGUUGAACGUGAUGAUAUCGAGUGGGAAGCUGGUGGUCAUGGUGUUGUUAGCGAUCAACGAUACGACGAUUUAAGAGAUGAGCGUCGGAUGACACACGAUUACGGAUCAAGGGCCUACAUUGACGAUCGUCAUAUCGCUGAACGUGAUAGGGAUUGGAUUAGAGAAACAGAAAUGGGAAGAACCGAUGAGCGUGGCAUGUACGAUCGUACAAUGGAUCGGCAUGUGGGCCGUGAAUGGGACAGAGCAGAUACGAGCCAUGCUUUGCCUAGAGACAAUUAUGUUGAUAAUCGUGAAUGGAGCGGUGGAAUGAAUGAACGUCAAUGGGAUAAUAAGGGUAAGUGGCAACAGCAACAAGAAGGCGAAGAAAAUUGGGAUGAAGGUGAUAGCAAAUGGCAAGACUAUAAUCGAUUAUCUGAUACAAUUCAUCAUGACGGUGGUAUAGGUGCUGGAAUUGGCAAUAUGGGAAUGAAUGAUGUGCAAAGAGGCGGCCCGAAUCGUCGAUGGAACAGCUGGAGAGGUCGACGGGGAAGUCAGCAUCAUAGUGGCGAUUUCAGGCGCCAACAAGAUGGGUUCCAGCAUGAUCGAAGUAGUAUGGUGUAUCGCCGUCCACCAGAUGUGGUACCAACGGAAACGAUUUCACAGUCGAAUGCAACCGAUCCGGUUAUUAUUCAUGCAAGCACUGUUGCUUCAACUCAAUCGAGCCUUACGCCAAAGUCUGAUGUGUCGAUGACUGCAGUCGUUCCGAGAUCGUCAGUAACGCUAGUAGUCCCUGCUGAGAUUAAAGUCGAUGAAAAGAAAGACGAUGUGAUUGACGAAGCAUCCGUGGUCCCUGAAGAACAACUAUUGGAAGAAGUUAUCCCAGAUGAUCUGAGUGAAUUCAGUGACGAAGCCGACGAAAUACUUAAUCGCCAAGAGGAGGAUGAUUUGCGAUUCUUUACAUUGUCAACCGAAAAGCAAUCUCCGCCAAAGCAACUCGAUCAGCAAAAUUUCAAUCAGUUUAUUGACGAUUUAGAUGGUUACGGAAGCGGCCAAUACUUUCGACCUGACUACGAGCCCGAGCUUCUCGAAAAACAAAAUUCACAAAAUGACUUCAAUGCACCGAUUGAACCACCGUUGGAAUCGACUGUUGGACCAACGGCCGUUGGUGAUCCGGUUAAAGACACGGAACCGUUAUUGAUUGAAAAACAGCCGACACCUACCGAUCUGAAUGAAGUGAAGGAGUUACCCGAUGAGAUGGAUCUGGAUUUCGAAGAAAUUUCCGACGGUGAAUUGGAGGAGGAAGCCCGAAUCCGCGGAUUGGGCGAUGCUUUGGGUGUUGAUUGGGCUAGUUUAGUCGAAGAAUCGAAGGCAAUAGCCCGUGAAAAAUCGAUUUCCACACAAACAUCAGCUAAGCAGCGAUGGCAACCUCAUUCGAUUUUGCUGGAUGUGGGAAUAUCGCACAAAUGGGCUGGACAAGCAUUGGCGUGUAGAAUUCUGAACGAUGCACAACAAAAGCUGAAAAAGGAACGAGAACGGUUGCAGGAAGUCGUUGCAGAUGCUAAACUGAACGAUGGCACGUUUAAAGUGAAGGGAGAAAAAUUGGAUCCAGAUUAUGGUGACAUUCCCGAUGCUACUGUUAAUGUAACCAUGAACUUGGACGAAAUCAAAAAGGAAGACAACAUUAUGCUGUCGAUCCAUCAGCCGAUAGCGUGCAUACAGGUUGGCAGUCGUAAUAGUGCUGAUGUGCGAAGGAAUUUGGUGUUUAAAGCAACCGGACCGUUUAGUCGGGCACUAUCCGCUAGAUCGGAUUUGCAAAUGAGAAGAGUUUUGUGCGGUUUGCCGAAGAGAGAAAUUGGAUGUUUUGAAACUGUUCAAAAGAUAGAUCCAGCGUACACUGCAUUGGCCGCUACUUUAUUUCAACGAGCAAUUAAAGAGGCAAACUGAAUUGUUCAGAUCUUUUUGUCAUUAUUUUCUUUUGUAAAAUAAAAACGAGAAAAA
Molecule: messenger RNA, 3618 nt
Organism: Bradysia coprophila
Lineage: Eukaryota; Metazoa; Arthropoda; Insecta; Diptera; Sciaridae
Gene: Flacc
Product: Fl(2)d-associated complex component
Biological process (GO): mRNA modification
Cellular component (GO): RNA N6-methyladenosine methyltransferase complex
Source: RefSeq, a predicted model, not a curated record